ACAAGGAUAAUAACAACAACAAAACGAGUAUCGUUUGCUCGUAUUGUACGCUUGAUAUGUGUACACAAAGUUACACGAAAUUUAGUUAAAUUUCAAUUUUGUAGAGGAUUUCAAAUAUUAGAUAUCAUGCUGUAAUAUCCCGUUUUACAGGCAGCUGUCGAAUUAGUAACUGUCCACAGUAAUUUCUUCAGUAUCGUUGUUUUUAAUUUGCUCAUAACAUGGCUGGCCUGAGUUUCGAAUCGAUUGGUAGAUAUUUGGGUCAAAUAGGCGCUCAAACUGCCGUCGACAAUGGUUUAGAUCGGAAUAGCUUUCCCGAAUUGCUCCGUUUGUAUACGAAUGUUAUUGUGGAGACAGCCAGGUCUACACUGAAAUGGAUCGGUUUGAGCUUUCUGUUCCGCUACCUCUCUGUCGAAUUUCUGCUUACCUUUGUUACUAUCCCUACAGCUGCCGCGGAAGGUCAAGGCUAUUUGAGCAACAUGCAACGCACGAUCCUGAUGACGACAGACAUCGCCGUCGUAAUUGCCGUAAUAUGUGCAUGGUUGGCAGUGGGGCAAAUUAAUUCUCAACAGCACCGCGAAGCUUUGUUCAACCACAUUAAUCACUUCUGGACCUGGUUUGUUGUGAUUGGUGGUGUUUGCGCAAUAUGCAGCAUUGUUUAUGCUCUCGUCUUGAUUUUCAACCUGAGUUCAGUAGUGUUCUCCACAACGAUGAGUCUGUGCACUAUACUGUAUUUUCGCGGGUUGAUCCGGGACUGGGAAGUGGCAUUAAUAGCGUUCUUCGCAUCGGCAAAUGCCGGCAUUGCCGUUGCGGCAUAUUGUUUGGCGCGGAAUUGUUUCGGAACAGGCGUUAUGUGCUGUACUCUCGUAAGUGUUAUAAAAGGUCAGGAAACUUUGCAGAAUGCCCAAAGGACGGAAGCACCUUAUUCUGAUGAUCCCCCAUCUUAUUCCGAAAUCAUCGUAACACAACCAGGGUAUUAGUAGCAUGAGCUUUGAAUAUUAGGCAACGGCCGGCCAGUUAAAGGAACUGAAAUUUUUUCACUGUGGUUAACUUGGAAUACAAACAUUUUUCUUUGGAAUUUCGCUGUUGAAGUAUGACUGCCUGGCUCUACUUUCAUGUAUAUCUUUCUUGUUCAAUAAA
Messenger RNA from Paramacrobiotus metropolitanus, 1137 nucleotides. RefSeq lists its product as uncharacterized. NCBI's taxonomy places the organism in Eukaryota, Metazoa, Tardigrada, Eutardigrada, Parachela, Macrobiotidae. Bases 219 to 977 code for a protein of 252 amino acids. The transcript has 3 exons. The record is from RefSeq and is a predicted model, not a curated record.